Stegodyphus dumicola is the source of this 1073-nucleotide messenger RNA. Its product is annotated as techylectin-5A-like. Gene Ontology annotation, biological process: glycolipid biosynthetic process. The record is from RefSeq and is a predicted model, not a curated record. Gene Ontology annotation, cellular component: membrane. Lineage: Eukaryota; Metazoa; Arthropoda; Arachnida; Araneae; Eresidae. Gene Ontology annotation, molecular function: galactosylceramide sulfotransferase activity.
AAAGAGGAUUCGUCGCUUUAUACGAAGUUCGCAUAUUUAUAAAGAAGCAAUAAUCAUGCUGUAGAUAGUCUAAUUACAUUUGUGGACAUGAUGCAGACUGGAAAGAUGGCAGAGGCGCCGCUUAAAAAAAGAAUAACAAUUUCCUGUUAUCAAAUGAAAGUUUUCUUGGAAAUAAAUUGCCCUUCAUUCUAUUAAAGGUAACAUAUCUUCCUCAAGAUAUGUCAAAUCUUCAGCAGGAGUAGAGCAGACGAUUAUGCUUUUCUGCUUCGACGGGAAAUAAAUUCCAAGCUGAGUAAGACUAAAGCCAAGCGCGUGAAUGAAGUAGUUGUCGUUUGGAAUAGAUGUUCUCGAGCAAAUAUGACUGCCAACCAAGCAGAAAUCAUGUUCAUACAUUGGAGUUUCGUGAUUUUCAUAUCUGUAAAAAGCUGCUACUCUGAUUCAUCAACUCCAGAAACGUUUUGCGGAAACAAUGAUAUAAUGCCUAUUACAAAUAUCCUUGAUACUACCAUGUUACUGGUAAAUUACGCCAAGAAAUAUGCAAAUGGAUGCAGCGUGGAAGAAUGUUUGCUAAACAAACCAAUGGACUGUGCAGAAAUUCUGGAGAAGUGCAGCUUUGCGAAAACCGGCGUUUAUAACAUAUGGCCUCGAAGUCGAGUGCUUAGAAGCUCGAUUAGUGUUUAUUGUGAUAUGGAUGACGAUGGUGGGGGAUGGACGGUUAUUCAAAGGCGUGGAGAUUUUGACAGUGCUAAAGAUUAUUUUUAUCAGGACUGGAACAGUUACAAAAUAGGUUUUGGAGACCCAAGGAAGGACUACUGGCUAGGUAAUGAUAAUAUUUUUGCUUUGACGAAUCAAAGAGCAAAUGCCUUAAAAUUUACCUUAACAGAUUGGGAGAAAAAUACUACCUAUGCUAGCUAUGAGGAAUUUUGGAUAGAUGAUGAAGGACAUAAUUAUACUUCUCAUCUGAAAGCAUAUAGAGGAACAGCGGGUAAGUAUUAUUAGUUUGAGAAAGUAAGCUUUAGGAAUAAAUUAUGUACAGGUAAUAAAGCUGAAAUUACAUUUUUAUAUAAAGGAAA